AUGACAGUGCAUACGAGUCCUUUGUUAUCACUCAAGUCCAACCCCCACUCAUCACAGUCAGCCACCACCCCCAAUCGCUACACCUUCCCAUUCAAAGCAUGUGUUCAAGGAGUGAUCGUACUCAUCAUGCUGAUCACUCUGGUCUACAUGUUCGUCGUACGACAUUACUCAAAAAGCCAGUUUAAAAUUCAUAGUAAUGAUGAGUUUAAGAGGUGGGUUGUUGGAUUUUAAAUGAUUUUUUUGAUGUUUUAAGUGAUUUUUGAUAAGCCCUGUCUUGUUCAUAUAACAAAAAUUUUUAGACUUUUUGUUACCUAAAAACUCUUUAGUGUCUCUAACUAACCUAUUAUACGUUCAGAUUUCUACAUUAUAUUUCGACAGUGCCAAUAGAAUCAACACAGCUUGGCUACACGGCCAACCGAGGGUUUUUGGGUUGUUAUGUAAAUACAGACGAAACAUUUUCAAAAGUAAGUAAAUUCAUUACCAAAUUGGCUCCAAGAUGAAUGACCCUGUAAUUGCGUUGGGUUUUAAUUGAUCUUUGGCCUAAUGGUAGACCUAUAAAAGACCGAACCUGAUUUGUCGACCUAGCCCUUUUCAAAUUUACUGCAAAUCAGCUCAGCCAGGGGCGCGCCGGGCCAAGUGGCUUUUUUUCAGCUGUACCUAAUGGCAUAAAACAGCUUUGAAUGAAUUCAAAGAAGCGUAGUUAAGGCUACUCUGUACACUACCCUGAACUGUCCUACUUGGCCCUGCACGGCCUUGCCUGGCUUCGCCUUACCAUUUUUAUUACCAUACCAUUCCCUAGCUUGUCUCUACAGUACCAUUACCCUACUCUAACCCAACUGUAAAACAACAUACCAAAAUUAAGAACCAAACCUUUCAGCACGACUACGAAACGCUCAACGAUACGUGGCUGUACGAGUGCGAUCGUACCGAACUGCACCUGAACAAAGCUUUGGAGUUCGAAGCGCCUUACCUCACCAUUUUUAAUCAUUUUGAUCGGAUCGUCAACCCGGGUUUCUGGCGAUUCGUGCAGGUCGUGAAGCGGGUAAACGACCUCAACGUGGAGUGGAAUCUCAUCUCUGAACCGACUGUGUUCAUCAGCGUGCCACUGUUACGAGGCGUGCUGUCACAGUUGGACUCACGCAAACCUUACUUCAUACGGUUCGAUUCUAAUAAUGUGAGUUACUAGUUUACCUUACUUUACUUUAACUUACUUUACCCUAUAUAUUUCUAAAUUUUGUUACCUAAAGUUCAAAAUUUUCUUAAAUUUUAAAAUUUCAAAGAAAUUUUAUUGUGCCAUGUUACCGCAUAGUAUACAUUAUAAACCACUGUAAACAAACCCAAAUUCCGAUGCUUUUGAAAUUCAUAAUUGCACAGGUUUCUCUCUUUAAUCUGUUGUCAUUAUGCACGUGUUAAGAGAUUAGCGUUUCGUAAAAGUGAGCAAAGUGCAGUUUAGCAUGUUUAAUGUGCAUUUUCAAGUGCUCAAGGUUAGAAAACUGUACAACAUGACAUAAAAUAAAGUUUAUAAGUUCUUCUAUGCCAAAACGAUAUACGUAGCACUAGAAACCAAGCUAAAACUAACAAAAAUAGUAGCCGACGGCAAAUACCAAAGUGUGUCUAACAUAAGGUAAUACAGACAACCUUCUUUUCAGCCCAAUACAGACGAAAUACUGGUAGUGUCAAAAGCGGCGGCAAAACUUUUUGUAAAACACAGUUAUCUCAACAAUACCAUCUGUCCAUAUCAGCAGGAUAUUCCACCAGCAAUACUACUCAGCAAGUAAGUUGUUAUUACCCUACCCUGGUUUAACGUACUAUUUCAUGCCUUUUCCUCUACGGCAGAGUAUAAUAGUUUGGUCAAACAAUUCUGUGCCCUUAUUCAAAGCAAAUUUUUGAGGUCAAGGGCCCAUAAUUAUUUGAACAAUCUAAUAGUACUACUUUAACCUACCCUACCUUACCAUACUCAACCAUACUUUACCCUACCCUACCUUACCCUACCCUAUCUAUCAUACUUCACCAUAUUCUACUCUACCUACCCUACCCUAAUGCAAAGUGUUAAUAACAACCUCCCCACCUUCAGAUGCAUGAUAGAAGCCAAAGUGACGGUGCUUACCUCAACGGCGUUGGAGUUGACGAUGCUUCCGAUGAGCACGAUCGCCUCCAACUUCCUGCCCAUGCCCAAACGACUGGUCGGCUUUACGGGAAUCACGGGUCGAGAAGCGCGUCUGAUUCGGUAUCUGAAGAGUCCCGCGGUUCAUGGUUAA
Molecule: messenger RNA, 2258 nt
Organism: Bursaphelenchus okinawaensis
Lineage: Eukaryota; Metazoa; Nematoda; Chromadorea; Rhabditida; Aphelenchoididae
Source: the annotation of a GenBank genome assembly